This is a messenger RNA of Phalaenopsis equestris, 1906 nucleotides long. Its product is annotated as probable leucine-rich repeat receptor-like protein kinase At1g35710. The coding region runs from base 119 to 1789 and encodes 556 amino acids. The transcript has 2 exons. Lineage: Eukaryota; Viridiplantae; Streptophyta; Magnoliopsida; Asparagales; Orchidaceae. The record is from RefSeq and is a predicted model, not a curated record. Gene Ontology annotation, molecular function: protein binding.
CAGACCUUUCUUCCCGCGCUAAGAAGCCAACCCGCUCACACUUUUCUUCACCUUUUUCGCUCCACAAAGCUCAACAAAUUUCAUCCCAAAUCCCAAAAUAACUACUGAAGUUUCCAAUAUGAUGAAUUUAAACUUGUUUUUUCACCACUCAGCUCUCCUGCUCCUCUUCUCUCCUCUCUUCCCACUAAAUCUCAUGGCUCAACCCCCAACUUGCUCUCAAGAAGACAGAGCAGCUCUCCUCAGUUUCAAAGCUGGAAUAUUGAAGGACACCACCGGCAUUCUCUCCUCCUGGGUAGGCAUUGACUGCUGUAGGGCUUGGGAGGGCAUAGAAUGCCAUCCUAAAUCUGGAAGGGUCGUCAGGUUGCAGCUUCAAAGAUCUCAACAAAGUGUAGGACAAGCACUUUACAUGAAAGGUACCCUCUCUCCUUCCCUUGGCAAGCUCCAGUAUCUGCAAGUGAUGGUUCUCAGUGGAAUGAAGCAGAUCUAUGGAGUUAUUCCUGAGAGUUUAUCAAAUUUGGGUCACCUCACCCAGCUUUAUCUCGAAAAUAGUCUGCUUGAAGGCCCCAUCCCUUCAAGCCUUGGCAAGCUAACUUCUCUUGUAGAAUUAUCUCUAAGUGGCAAUCGUUUACAAGGCCAAAUCCCUCAAAGCCUUGGGUCUCUUAGAAAUUUGAUUCAAAUAAACCUAGGGAGGAACUCACUUACUGGCACUAUUCCUUCCACAUUCCAAAACUUACAUAGUAUGCAGUUAUUCGACAUAAGCCAUAAUCUUUUAUCUGGGGGAAUUCCUGGUUUUGUUGGGCAGUUUCAGAAUCUUACAUACGUUGACCUUUCAAAUAACCAGUUAGCAGGUGUUUUGCCUUUAUUGCUCUGCAGUCUUCCCAAAGUCUUAGAUAUAUCAUUGGGUGAUAACAAGCUCACAGGAUUGAUCCCAAGCCAAAUUGGCAACCUCAAGUCACUGAAUUCUCUAUCUUUGAGUAAUAAUUUUCUCACAGGCUCAAUUCCAGAAUCUCUUGGGAGAUUGCAGAAGCUGUGGUAUCUUAAUCUUUCAAAAAAUGAGCUUUCUAAUCGAUUGCCAAAUAGCUUCAGAAUUGGGCUUCCAUCAUUAAUUUCCAUUGAUCUUUCCUAUAAUUAUUUGCAUUUGGAUUCUAUCCAGGAUUGGAUAAAAGAAAAAGAACUAAGAGAAGUCAAACUUGCAGGCUGCAACAUUGGAGGAACUCUGCCAGUUUUCACAAGAGCAGAUUUACUGAGCUCAAUUGACCUGUCUAACAAUAAUCUCACAGGAAAUAUUGGUGAUUUUCUCACUAAUAUGACUAGCCUAGAGGUGCUCAAUCUCUCUGAUUUUCUGCAAAAGUCAAGCAGCAUCCUGGAAUCUCUUGACAUCUCAAGAAACAAAAUUACAGGUAGAUUGCCUCAAUUCAGUGAAGCAACCAGUCUGACAUAUCUUGUUCUGUCCAAGAACAGCAUUACAGGUCAAAUCCCAAUCAGCAUAUCAAAUUUAGCCACUCUUGAGAAGCUGGAUCUUUCCAGGAAUCAAAUUAUGGGCGCUCUUCCAGCAACGAUGGGUGAAAUGGUAAGAUUACUGUGGCUGGACAUCUCAAGCAAUAAGCUCACAGGAAGUAUACCUGCUACAUUUUCUGGGCUUAGCAGCAUUAGGCAUGUAAGUUUCAGAGCUAAUAAAUUAUGUGGGCAGAUUCCACAGAAAAGGCCAUUCAACAUAUUUCCAGCAGCUGCUUAUGCUCAUAACCAGUGCCUGUGUGGCAGGCCUCUGCCGCCAUGCAGGAAAAUUUAGUUUUGAGAAGAAAUGGUCAGCUGAGCCCUGCAUAAAAAGUAAACCUUGCUUGUUUGUUGCAGAAUUUCUAUUGUUUGCAUCAUAUAUCUGAAUGCCAAUCAUCAAUGACUUGUUGUC